GAGCUGUUUCAUCCUCUAAACUUCAGAAACUGUCCGUGUUUUUUAUCUCUCAAUAGCCUUCUCUCUCUCUCUCUCUCUCAGCAGAAAGUGUCCAGUACUAGUGCUGUAGUAGUGUCACUGUAUUAAUUAAUUUAUUGAUGUUAAUGAAAAAAUCAUUAAUAGUUUGACAUUUUGUUUACAUUUUUUAUCUGCAGUAGAUUCUGCAGCUGGUUUAGGUUCUACAAUCAUCUUCACGUUGUUGAGUCUCUUUAUUAGAAAGUAAAGCCAGUCAGUGUCUUGAUUAACUUCAGAGUAGAUCUAGAUAUAAAAGUUUUUACCUUUAGCAUCGCCUUACAAAUUGUAGCAAGUUCAGGAUCUAGUUAGGCUACAGUGAUCCUUGGGAUGGUAGAUACUGGAGAUGGGAAAAGAGUUACAGGAGCCUCCAUGUACCUCCUGUUGCAGUGAUAAUACUCCACCAAUAGCUCAUGAUAGUUCUGAUCCACCAGCCUACAGUACUUUGUUCCCUGGAAUAAAGGAUGUUAAGAAUCAAGUAGGGAGGGCCCAUCAACAGGUUAAGAAUCAAGCAGGGAGGGCCCGUCAACAGGUUAAGAAUCAAGUAGGGAGGGCUCGUCAACAGAAUGAAGGAAGAUCCGAAAAUGUUGCUGUACCUUCGACUCUCUUUAACAUCACCUGCAAAUCUGCAGAUUGUCUCUUAAUGAACAGCAAAAGCAAAAGGGAAUCAAUGUUUUUCUUUUCCUGUAUCUACCUUCUAUUGACAUUUAACAUUUCAAUGAUUGUCGUUGGUUCAGUUUAUACUAAUGAUUGCUCACUCAAUGAUCUUCUUCCAAUAUUCCUUAUUGUCUUUGGCUGCUUCAGUGUAGUAGAAAUAUGCUGUGCAAUAUCUAUUGUCACCUGCUAUCACGAGAAUGAAGAUGAAAGCAUUGCUAAGAAACUCUACUGGAAGACCAGCUUCUGUUUCCAACGUCUUAUUGUCAUAUUUCUCUUCAAUUGGUUUAUUGUUAAUAAUAUCUUUGUGUUUAAUUCCUGGGGUUACUGGGACAAUAGUGACAGUUGUGGAGAAUAUAAAUGCUGCAAUCCUGUACUGAUGUAUUUCUCCCUUGUUACCAUUAUUAUUAUAUAUGGUAUAGGUGCUGCUUGUUGUUGCUGCCUUUGCUGUUGGCCUCUGAUGACUCGAUGUCGUAAAAUGUCGCAAUGACAUUAAGGACAUGUGUGAUAUUUAUCUGUAUUAAUCACUAUAACAUGCAAUUUGAUGAUUAUCUAGCUUUAGUGUGGUAUCAUUGAUGUGAUGUUAUUUUGUCUUUGAUCAAUAAAAAUCAAAAAAAUAA
Molecule: messenger RNA, 1325 nt
Organism: Amphimedon queenslandica
Lineage: Eukaryota; Metazoa; Porifera; Demospongiae; Haplosclerida; Niphatidae
Exons: 4
Coding region: 398-1195 (265 amino acids)
Source: RefSeq, a predicted model, not a curated record